GGCAGCGAAUCUCAAGACUCUCAGUAGAAAUUUCGGUGGCGUUGAGUUGCCGGAGAUCCAUUUCGGCAGCUGCUUUUCCGGACCAUGAACUCCCGCGAGCUUUCUCUCGUCUCCACAGCCACCGUAUUUGGUGUUCUGGCUUCGGCUGUUGCUUUUCGCUUCUUCUUCAAUCCUAAAAAGCACCGUCCUCGAUUUGAUUUGCCGGGAAAUGAUGCUCUUUCGAACAAAGCGCCCUCUCAGUGCCCUUUCGAUCCUUCCAAACGCCAAGGUUAUUUGUCAUGGGAUGACUAUUUCAUGGCCAUUGCAUUCCUGUCUGCAGAAAGAUCGAAGGAUCCCAAUCGGCAGGUUGGUGCGUGCCUGGUUAGUCAAAAUGGUGUAAUUCUUGGGAUAGGAUAUAAUGGAUUUCCAAGAGGAUGCCCCGAUGACCAGCUUCCUUGGGCAAAGAAAUCAAAAACCAGCAAUCCUUUGGAGACAAAGUAUCCCUAUGUUUGUCAUGCUGAAGUCAAUGCCAUCCUAAACACAAAUCAUGCUUCGGCCAGUGGGCAGAAGCUUUAUGUGACCAUGUUCCCUUGUAAUGAAUGUGCAAAAAUAAUCAUUCAGUCUGGCGUCUCUGAAGUUAUUUAUUUUCUUGAGAAGAGGAUAAACAAUUCAGACGUUGCAUAUGUUGCUUCUCACAAGUUGCUAUCGAUGGCUGGUGUAAAGGUCAGAAAACAUCAACCCCUGUCUGAUCAGAUCUUGAUCAAGUUCGAGGAUCCACGUACAUGAAAAGUAUUCCUUUUCUGUGCGUCUAAAUUCAAUUCCAUUGGAAGCUUGCAACUUUUAUCGAUGUGAUUCCAUAUUUUGACCUAUACGGAUUUUUUUUAGUUAAAGGAUGAGCAUUUCAGAAUAUGUGGAACAGCCAAGAAUAGAGUAACUCAGAUUUUUUUUUUUUUUUCUUUUUGACGGUACCCUGCAGAAGAAGAGAAUCAAACCUAGAAUAUAUAUGAAAUGAAAAAAUAUCAAAUCCAAUUUGAUUGUGAUUU
This is a messenger RNA of Momordica charantia (bitter melon), 1022 nucleotides long. Its product is annotated as Cytidine/deoxycytidylate deaminase family protein. Lineage: Eukaryota; Viridiplantae; Streptophyta; Magnoliopsida; Cucurbitales; Cucurbitaceae. Gene Ontology annotation, molecular function: dCMP deaminase activity; zinc ion binding. Gene Ontology annotation, cellular component: cytoplasm. The record is from RefSeq and is a predicted model, not a curated record.